This is a messenger RNA of Bacillus rossius redtenbacheri, 5537 nucleotides long. RefSeq names its product mucin-2-like. NCBI's taxonomy places the organism in Eukaryota, Metazoa, Arthropoda, Insecta, Phasmatodea, Bacillidae. The transcript has 4 exons. The record is from RefSeq and is a predicted model, not a curated record. The coding region runs from base 267 to 2405 and encodes 712 amino acids.
GUGGUAGCGUCCAUUUUUUUAUACGUGUUGUGUAAUGUAAAAUUGGCGGUUUCAGUUGUUUUGAUAGAUAAUUGUAUUGUUGGGUAAAUUUAAUUCAUAGUUUUAUCCUAACUUUGUAUUGUGAAAAUAUUAGAAUCACAAUCUUGUUAUUUGUUGCUUGUUUGUUAUUAAUCAUGGCACGAUUGUCAUUUAUAGAAAGACGCCAUUGUGAAACGUAGAACCCUGUAUUUUGUGUGGGUAAUUUUAAUUUUAAAGUGUGAACCUAAAUGGAUACUUAUGCCAAUAACACUUUGAUAUGUAAUAUAGAAACAGAUUUGUUAAUGACUUUGGCAGAGCCAUUCAAAACUAUUUUAGACUCAACAGAAACUGAUGCUAAUAUCAUUCAACAAAAAAAUGAUGCAUGGACAGAAAUUUCUAAACAGUACAACAUCAAGAGACGUUUUAAAAAGAAAACUUGUCGUGAACUGAGGAAGACAUAUCUAAGAAUGGUGAUCAAAAGCAGAAAUAAGUCUUCAGAAAUGCAAACUGAAGAAGACAAGAAGCCUAAAUUGAAGAAGAUAAAAUUGUCUUGCGAAAGCGAUGAAAUUUCUCAUCAAGACACUAGUAAUACUUUAUUAAAGAAGGAGAAUUUGUUGGUUUCAGCGUCUGGUGAGAAACAAAUAGACAAUUUUCUACAUUGUUCCAACUCCACCAGUAAAAAAGUAAAGAAAGGAAGAACGGUUUUAUCUAAAAAUUGUAUGGUGAUCAUGCGACCAAUCUCUAAGGCACAACUGAAAGCUCUCUCAGACUCACCAAUAAAGAUGGUGACUUCUGUUUCACAGAGCAGUCCACCCAGAAGCAAAGAAUCAUCUGUUCUUUCUUCAGUAGCAUCGUAUCUUAAAGUUUCCCCGAAGCGUGAAACACUGGCAGGUGAGAAUGUUGGUGUCAAGAUUCCAGUAACGAGCACAGCUACACAGGCGAGUAUCUGUGAUAUGGUAAGCCAAGGAAAAAGUAGCAUAGGGGGUGCAUCAUUGCCACGUCGGACAUCUUCUCCGAGCUAUCGGAACACACCGAGUCCAAUCAGGAAGACACACGUACACCCUGACUUAACAUCUCCUGGCUCCAACUUCAGCAGUACUCCUGGUUGUGCGACCCUCACAACAAGCAUGGCACAGACCAGCACAUCCUCUGGCAUCUCAGUUUCCAGCUCUCCUAAUAUUCUCCAGCUGCAGUCUCCAGAGGAAAAUAUUAAAAAGACUGUCGUGAACACGUAUUCAAAAAUCCACCCACAAGUUUUGCGUGAGGCAGCAUCUUUAUCGCCAUCCAAAACACAGUUCAUGAAAAACGUAAUGUGGCCUGCGAGUGCCGCACAACCUGCUCGUUAUGCACGUUACAGCAAUUCCAGGGCCUCCAUCACAGAGCCCACAAGCUUAGUAUCUACCUCACCAAAAGUUUCAAGUGAACAUUUCCUCUCAUCAUGUAAAGAAGUUGGAAGCAAACCGGCAAACGAUGCAUUAACCUCCUCCCCACCAAAAGAUGCUAGCUGUAAACCUGGAAAUGUUGCUCCAUUAUUCAACACACCAAAAAUCACAAGUUGUAAGCCUGCAAACGUAGUCCCGACUUCUGCUUCUCCUCUUAAAGUUGUAACUUGUGUGCCAACUAAAGUAGUUGUCAAAACCACUGGGCCCAAAGUUGUGAGCUGCAAUUCUGCUAAUGUGGUCCCCACCUCCACCCAACCGAAAGUAGCAAGCAGCAGCCCUGCUAAUGUAGUUCCUACUGCCCCCCAAAACAAAGCCGUCAGCUGCAAGUCCACCUACAUAGUUCCCACUUCCUCCCCCCUGAAGGUUGCAAGCGGCAAGCCAGAGAGUGAAAACGUGACUGUCAGCACGUCGAAAGCUGGCGGUGCAGACCCGGCCGGCGGGAAGAAGCUCACCAGGUACCAUCUGGUUCCGGCUUCCCAGGCCAUGGCUCUCCUUUCUAGGACAGCGAGCCGCUCCCGCCCGAUGGAGAGCGUGGCUGCUCUGCCCCAGACUCCUUCACCUGUGGAGGACCCCCUGACAUCAGUCACUACCGCAGUCGGCACGUCAGCAGCAAGCCCUUUGAGAGUUACCAGUCCAGUAGUUUCAUCUGUGUAUUCUUUUGAGGAGAGCCAGGACGAGGGCGCGGCGACGGCCGAGCCGGACAUCCUGCACAUCCGUGUGCUGGAGGCGAACCUGGACGUGCGCGCGGCGCGGGCGCGGGUCGAGGCGGAGGAGGCGCUGCGCGAGGAGGCACUGGCCAAGCUGGCGAUGGCGCGCGCCGAGAUGGACCACCAGGUGCUCCGACACAGGGUGGAGCUGCGCCACCUGCGCCGGGUGAACGCCCUGGCGCUGCGGCACGCCAAGGAGCUCCACGCCGCCGCGCUGGCGCUGCGCAGGAAAGAAUGAGUGGUUGACUGAAGACACCAAGCAAGACACUUGCUUUUGAGGUCAGGAUUUUCAAAGUUUUAUUGCUGUUUGGGAAGCAAAGUGCAGUGCUGAUUUGGGGACUUUUUUUUCUGUGUUGUGUAAGAUAGUUUGAAGAUUAAGGAUGUUAUUUUAAGCAAUAUGUUGCCUGUAAUGUUGAAGAGGAAAGGUUUAAUCAGUUUGCAGGGCAAUAGUGGUGACAAGAGAUACCUCACCGGAUGAAGCAGCGAUAAGCUGGGUCUUGGUGGUUGUGCACUAUUUGCAUUUGUUCCUUUUUGCAACAAAAUAUUCUAUUAUAAGUGACUUCAAGUCGAUGCAACACCUUAAGGGAGCAGGUAACAGUUGUGCUUCCUAAAGUGAGUUUUAGCUGAGUGUGGCAGUGUUAAGUGUUAAUUUUCUUACCAAUCCCCUAUCUCGCAAGUAGCUUAAUGUCACCCAAGUUAAUUAAACCUUUUUUUAAAUAUCAGAGUAAGAAUACCCAAAGUCAUGUUUUUUCAACACUGGUUUUGUUUAAUCAAUGCAUUGAUGUUUGUAUUUUGAUUUAUGACAGAAGAAAAAUAUUUCAAAAGUGUUCAAGUAAACAUGAAUAAACUAGAGACUGUAAUCAUUUCUUUAACAAGUUUCCAAUGUGAAAACUAUAUUUUAGUCUCCUAUGGCAUUAACUGCGCUGAUUACCUGCACCAGUUAUUAGUGAAAUGUUCAGAAAUAGCUCUGAUGCAUAAUUUUGUGCUUGAUUUGAUAUCCAUCUCUGAAAGCUCAUUUUAUUUAAUAAUUAAGUUUGAUUUGGAAAUUUUUAAGGAACUUAUGGAAGUGCCUGUCUUGUAUUAAUAUGGUUUUUUUUAAUAGUUUUAUUGUGUGUAUUUGUUCGUUGUUUUAAGCUUAAAAAAACUAUCAUGUACUCUGAGAGAGUUAAGCCAAGAAAAUUUAACACCAAAUAUUAUGAUUGAAAAUGAAAAUAUUUGAACUACACUAUUUGUUAAUUUUUAUUAGUUUUGUCACAGACUUUACACUGUGAGACUGUAAGUCAAUCAGCCACACUAUUUAAAUUACAAAAUGAGUUAAAGCAUGAUGGUUGUGUAGUUACCAGCUUUUGGAACACACUACUUCUGCUCCCAGCUACGUCACCGACUCAGUCUAUGAAGUAUCACUCGUUACCUCUGGGCCUCAAAAUAGCUCAGUCAGCACUUUCUAUUGUAUCGUGUUUGUAUCUGUGUUCAAAAUGUUUUGUGCAUGCUGCAUCGAGCAUAGGAAUCCGUUAUUGGUAGGAUUUGUAAAUUAAUCAUCUAUCAUACCAUUUUUGUAGUAUAUGCAUACGUUUCAGAGAAUGUCAUUAGUAUUAUCUGUUUUAUGGAAAAGAAACUUUUUUCUGAAGGACCAUUAAAAAUACGAAGACAAUUGGUUACGCAAAUUAAACGACAGCCAUAUUCCAUUGAACUAUUUUAUUUACUCAGCUUUGUCUAUGGUAACACUACAAACAAAUGUUUAUAAUUAUGCACGAACACUGUUUCGAAUUCUAUCUGGUAUGAAGAUUUUAUAUAAAAAAAUAAAAGUAAUAUGUACCAAACGUUUUUUGAUUACUGUUCAGUAACAUUUCGUCUUUACUAUCAUUAUAUUUUUAAGCUGCUAGAAGAUAUACAUUUAAUUUUUGGUUACUUUAAUGAGUAUUAUCGAGAGUGCAAAAUUAUUUGGCAGUGUAUGGUGCAUCCUUAAUUUAAUUAUUCUGUGUAAUUUACAGCUAACAAUCAAAAUACUUAAAUGAAUAAACAAAAGACUUCUAUGUAAACUUUCCAGCAUCUGUUGCUUCUGUGUAAGGGAUUUGAUUGAUGUUUGUUGGUAUUGAUGGAAAUGCUAACCAUAGUCCAUGUCAAAGUAUCCAAAUUCUGGUGUUAAGCUGUGAACCUUAUCAUAUGCUAGAUGAAGGGUGUGAUUUAAUAUUUUAAGACUGUUUGUGUGGCUUUUUAUAUAAUGAAUAAAAUCAUGUAUAAAAUGUCGUUAACUUAAAUGGAGUGUUCUUUUCUGCCACUGUUUUUAUUUCAGAUGUGUUCAUAAUUUGUGCUAUUCAUAAAUACAGUUCUGUAAAUAACUUAUGUAUCUCCAAGCUAACAAACUUAAUACUGUAAUUACCCGAUAAUAAUGUGAGUGAAUAUAUAAUGUGACCCCAAACUUUUUGAUUAUGUGUUUAUGAAAAAAUGUUAAUGGCUUGGAAAUUGCGAUUCAAGUCCAUGAAACUUGAAAAUUAUUAAAUUAUUUGAUUUAUGCCAUAUUUACUAGACCAUUUCUAGUGCCACUUUCCUCAGUAGAGUGAUUUACAUGGUUUCUUUAGAAACAGCAAGCUGCAGCUAAAAAAAAAUGUGUAUUGUGACUUUUUCAAAAUAAUGUGGUCAUUAUUGUGGUUAACAGCAGUCAAAAAUGGCAUAAGUGACACUUUUAAGAGGCAGAGCCUGUAGUUUUUCAACUAAGCUGUUCCCAAAGGCAAUAUAAAAGUUUGUGAUUAUAAUGGGACCUUUAACUUUAAAUUUUCCAAAGUUUUGGUAAAAAUCAUAGCAUUAUUUUCAGAUAAAUGCAGUAUUUUGUUUUUAUUGUUAUAUGAGUACAGAUUUGUUGUAAACUAUGAGAUGAUAUUUUGUAUAAAAAAAAUUGCAAUUUUCAGUGAAUCUGCAAGAAUGACUUAAGUAUUUCAAUUUCAAGAGAAUAUUUACAGAUUGUGAUUGUGAAAAUUUAGGUUCCCCCCCCCCCCCCCUUUUUUUUCUCUCUCUCUCUCAUUUGAUCUGACUUGUGUUAUUUUUGUCAGAGGUUAAGUAAUGUUUGAAACAUGUAAAACCUUGCACCUGCAAAGUUGUGAUUUGUGUAUAUGUGUGAAGUUUAGAUCUAUACAAACCAUUUUAUGGCAGAAAAUUAACAAUUUUCUUUGUUCUUAUAACAAUGUUUGUUUUACAGCAAAGGUGUUAAGAAUUCAGACAAUAACUAAAUAAUUGAUCAGUUGUGUUGAAUUACCUGCGUGCAGUUCAAGCCAAGUGACAGUCCAGUCUACAAACGAGUGCACUUUUUUGACAGCUGUGUAUGAUGUAUUAAGCUGUCUGUCCACACAAAGUAUUCCAUUUAAAAAAAAAUAAA